AAGUUUCUCAAUAAUCCUCUCACCUCUCCAUAUUCUUCCACUCCCUCUCUCCGUCCUUCACCCUCUUUCUAAAAAUGGAUUUUGUUCCUCUACUUCAAGCAACCGGAAUCCUUGUAGCCCUACUUGUACUCUCCAAAAUAUGGAUGUCCAAGACCGGUACCCAAGCCCCCGAACCGAAAGGUGCGUGGCCGAUCAUCGGCCACCUCCACCUCCUCGCCGGCCAAACCCCACUCUUCCGAACCCUCGCCGCCAUGGCCGACCGGCACGGUCCCAUAUUCACAAUCAGACUCGGGUUCCACCGAGCCAUCGUGGUGAGCAGCAAAGAAACAAUCACCGAAUGCUUCACUGUCAACGACCGAGCUUUCAUGUCUCGGCCCCAAACCGCAGCACUCAAAUACAUGGGCUACAAUGGCGCCUUUUCCGCUUUCGGACCUUCCGAUGACUACUGGCGCGAGAUUCGUAAACUCACCACCCAAGACCUCCUCUCUAACCGCCAUUUGGAGUCGUUGAAGCAUGUCCGAGCCCUGGAUGUGGACUUGUCGAUCAAAGAGCUCUAUUUAUUCUGCAUCAAAAAUGAGUGUAAGGUGAAAGUGAGUGAAUGGUUUAGGCAAGUGACGAUGAACUUGAUGCUACGGGUGAUUGCGGGGAAGCGAUACAGCUUCGGUGACAAUGAGGGAGACAAGGAGGCAAGGCAGUUCGCGAGAACGAUGGACGAGUUCAUGUAUUUGGCUGGUGUUUCUGAGUGUUCGGAUGUGAUUCCCGGGAUUGAAUGGUUGGAUUUGCAGGGUAAUGUGAAGGCUAUGAAGAGGAAUGGUAAAGAGAUGGAUUAUUUCAUGAGUAUGUGGCUUGAAGAACAUGUGCAGAGCAGGAAAGAAGGGAAGGUGAAGAAAGAUGAAAGAGACUUCAUGGAUGUGUUGUUGUCUUGCUUCCCUGAGGAUGGUGAUGGGUUGGUGUUUGGACACAAGAGCCAGGACAUCAUCAAGGGAACUGCUUUGGUACACUCAAAUUCCUUGCCUUCUCUAAAGAGUAUUUUCUUUUUUUUUGCCUCACAUCUCUAAAAAGUUUAUAAGUAUUAAUUUGGACCCUUUUGGUUAAGGCAUAUAAGUGAGAUUAUUUCAUUCUUAGCAUAAUAUAAGUUAAAAAGUUAUUUUAGCCAAUAAUAAUGUUCGUAAAUGAAAGGUUCAUAGUUCAGAUAAGGCGAUAAUGUAGUGAGUGAGACAUCAAGCUAGUGAAUUGAUGGGUAUGCUUCUCAAGAGUCAUCCAAU
Camellia sinensis is the source of this 1265-nucleotide messenger RNA. The record is from RefSeq and is a predicted model, not a curated record. NCBI's taxonomy places the organism in Eukaryota, Viridiplantae, Streptophyta, Magnoliopsida, Ericales, Theaceae.